Messenger RNA from Colletotrichum godetiae, 1551 nucleotides. RefSeq names its product general substrate transporter. The record is from RefSeq and is a predicted model, not a curated record. NCBI's taxonomy places the organism in Eukaryota, Fungi, Ascomycota, Sordariomycetes, Glomerellales, Glomerellaceae. The coding region runs from base 1 to 1551 and encodes 516 amino acids. The transcript is spliced from 4 exons. Gene Ontology annotation, biological process: carbohydrate transport; transmembrane transport. Gene Ontology annotation, cellular component: membrane. Gene Ontology annotation, molecular function: carbohydrate:proton symporter activity.
AUGGGCACCGGUGUUGCAACGGCCCGUGCUGGGAGUGUUGAAGAUAUUAUCAAUGCAGAGAGACAUCUCUCAGUGCUUCAAAAUGCGAAAAGACAUUGGCGAGCUCUGCUCAUAGCUUCGGUAGCCUUCUCCGCUGGCAUCGUCUUCGCCUACGACACAGUGACCAACGGAGCCUCGAUCUCGAUGCCCUCAUUCCUGCUUUAUUUUGGCGAAAUUGGACCGACAGGACCCUAUCUCCCCUCCAUCUGGACCUCGUUGUGGACGGCAAUGUCUUCACUCACGCAGGCCCUCGGCGCCAUUCUGGUCGGAUUCGUCUCUGAUCGAUACGGGCGGAAGUGGCCAUCUUGCGGCGCAGCUGUCUUGACCUUGGUUGGGGCCGCGGUGCAGUACGUUUCUGUGCCACGUGCAACUCUGAUGGGAGGCAAGAUGAUUUCUGGUCUGGGUAUUGGGGCGGUGAUGGCUACCGCUACCACGUACAUUGGUGAAGUAUCGCCUCUGAAACUUCGUGCACCCUUACAAACAUGUUUCGUUGUCUUUGUCCUUCUUACUCAAGGCCUGGCAUUGGGUGUAAUCCGCAUCUUCGUUCCAGAUAUCCGAGAGCAAGCGUUCAGGACGGUCAUCGCUAUACAGUGGGCCGUUGGUGGUUUAGCUGUUAUUGCCUGGGCUGUGGCCCCAGAGUCCCCUAUCUAUUUGAUCAAGAAAGGCAAAAUUGAAGCUGCACGAAAGGUCAUGCAUAAGAUCUACGGCCCAAACAAUCCAGAUGAGCGCCUCGAAUAUGAGAUUCAAGCGAUUCGCGCGGAACAAGAACUCGAAAUGAACAACAACGCUACAUACGCAUCGUGUCUCCAAGGCCAUAAUCGGAAGAGGUCUUUGACCGUCGCGUUCCUCUACUCCACGGCCAAUAUCGGCGGCGCCCCUUUUCUAGCUCAGAACAUCUAUUUCCUCAUUACUGCCGGUCUCGAGGCAGUUCACUCGUUCGACAUUGGCAUCGGUGGCUUUGGCUUUGCUGUGCUAGUCAUCUUAGCUAGCGGAGCAUACCUACAGCGUAUAAGUCGACGAAAUGUGGUGCUGCUAGGCCUUGUUGUCAACCUGCUUUUCAUGGUGAUUAUCGGCGCGCUUUAUUGGGUUUCAAACAAGGGCAGCCUCUGGGCAAUUGCUGUCCUGAUGAACCUUCUCAUUUCUCUACAGGCGGCUUUUCUUCAAGGGGCUGGUUGGCCUAUCGCUGCCGAGAUCCCAUCGUACGCGCUCCGUGCCAAGACACUAUCGAUCGGCAUUUGUGCGCAGACCUUCACAACUUGGUUGUUCAACUUUAUCACUCCUUACAUGUACAACGUUGACUCCGGCAAUCUCGGAGCUCGCACCGGAUUCAUUUAUGCUGGGACAUCCGUAUUCUUGUUGGCAGGAGCAUGGUUCCUUGUGCCAGACACCACGGGCAUGACGACGGAGGAAAUCGACAAGGCUUAUGAGUCAGAAUUGGUACCCAGGAGGUUCCAAAAGCAUGCUUUGCCAGUUCACUCAGGCCAUGAUGGCAAGUCUUUGAGAGAUGUCUGA